CUGUCACAGAAAGACUCCCCGCCCCCUCCCCAACAAACACAACGGUAUUAAGAAGUCAGUGCAUUUCUCUCUUGUGCAACCGGAGGAGCCCUCCUUUUGGACGUAGAGGCCGCAGAGAUGAAGGGUCGGAGCGGGGGCAGGCCUGUCAAAUCCUCGAAGCAGUACCUGCACCAAGUCAUUGCAGAAUAUGAGGCACUGGACCGAGAGCUCCCGUGCAUCCGGAAGUUCCCCACACCUCCCGCGGCGCAGCCCCUCUGCCUGUGCGUGGAGACCUCGCCAGAGGAGGAUCUCACCCAUCUGGAGGUGCUGCAAGCGCUGGAGGCCGAGUUACCUGGAGCCAUGGAGAACGGGUGCGUGAGCAGCAUCCGCUAUGAGAACAUGAACGUCAUCUGUGGGACUGCGGGGCGCCGGGACCGGUGGCUCAUCACGGUUACCGACUUCCAGACUCGCUCGCGUCUGCUGCGAUCUGGGCUGUGUCUCCGCGGGCUCCCGUACCCGCUCGUGCGCCACGACGACCUGCUGCUGGACGACUACCGCCUGCACCUGCGCCGCUCCCUGGUCCGGCGGCGCAUGCUCGAGGCUCUGGGGGCGGAGCCGACCGAGGACUGACCAGGGAAUGGGCCCGGCUGCGCUUGCGCACCGCCCAGCUGGCUGGGGUGGCCCACCCCGAACCGCCGAGGAAAGGGGGCGUUGCCUCCCCAGGAAGGAGGCGGGGCCGGCUCGAGGGGGUGGAUACUGUGAGUUUAAUUAUAAAGAAUGACCUGGUACAAAAGCCAUUUCUCUCUGCAAAAUCUUGGUGGGGAGUCAGGGGAAGGGAGGUGAUGGGGGGUAGGGUCGAACCCCCAUAGUAUAAUCCCGCCAACAUAAACUUCUCCCGGUCCCUGCAAAUGGACGCCUGGGUCCCAAUCCCUUGAGGGAUGAGCUGAGGCCCUCAAGAGGGAAGACCCAGGCGCUGGGGCUUUCGACAAGUGCGGAUCCCUGUCUCAGCGAGACCCAGACGUCCUCAUCCGUCCCCUCCUCUUUCUCCUCCCACCCCCCUUGGAAGACAAUUCUUGGGCUUUUAUUUCAGGUUUUUUUCUGGAUUUAUGUGUGUUCUAGGGUUUUUUUUUUUUUGUCUUUUCUUUUGUUAUUGUUCCUCUUUUUUGCUUUGUCUUUCCUCUUC
Molecule: messenger RNA, 1162 nt
Organism: Manis javanica (Malayan pangolin)
Lineage: Eukaryota; Metazoa; Chordata; Mammalia; Pholidota; Manidae
Gene: C17H19orf81
Product: chromosome 17 C19orf81 homolog
Source: RefSeq, a predicted model, not a curated record